AUCGACCUUCCCAACCAGUUCAAGCAUCCCGCAGUCUUUUCGCAAACCGUCAAGAUGCUCAUUCCCAAGGCCGACCGCAAGGCGAUCCACGAGUACCUCUUCCGAGAGGGCGUUUUGGUCGCAAAGAAGGACUUCAACCUCCCCAAGCACGGAGAGAUUGACACCAAGAACCUCUAUGUCAUCAAAGCUUGCCAGUCUUUGACCUCGCGCGGUUACCUCAAGACCCGCUUCUCAUGGCAGUACUACUACUACACCCUCACCCCCGAGGGUCUUGACUACCUCCGCGAAUGGCUCCACCUCCCCGCCGAGAUUGUUCCCCAGACCCACAUCAAGCAGCAGCGCUCUGCUCCUCCCCGAGGCAUGCUCGGCGGUGACGACCGUGAGCGCCGUGGCGGGGGCCGUGGUGGACGUGGCGGUGACCGUGGCGAGUACCGCCGCCGUGAUCAGGCCGAGAAGGGCGAGGGUGGUGCUCCCAGCGACUUCAAGCCCGAGUUCCGUGGUGGCUUUGGACGUGGCCGUGGUGUCGCUCCUGCUUCUUAAGGCAGUUGAGAGGCUUUUUCGGAGUAGGGCUAGAUAUCGUUUCAUCUUCAUGUCGGGCUUUACUGCAUAACAAAAUGGGUUCGGAUACGGCGAAAUGACCGGAUGAUACUACGAAUGGAUCGCUUGUCUGAGUUGCGAUGUCGCAGUCUUAGAUGACCGUGUUCUCAAUGAUACCCCAUACGCUUCGGUGACUUUUAGCGUGUCUAUUCAUGGUUGCAAUUUGUUCUGCAUGCAAGAAUGGGGAGGAUUUGGUGUGAAGCGUGUCUGGUAUUCGUGCGUAACUGUAGUAUCCGUCAAUGUCCACCUUUCCCAGGCUUCAGCAACC
Exserohilum turcica Et28A is the source of this 865-nucleotide messenger RNA. RefSeq lists its product as uncharacterized. The transcript has 5 exons. Gene Ontology annotation, cellular component: cytosolic small ribosomal subunit. NCBI's taxonomy places the organism in Eukaryota, Fungi, Ascomycota, Dothideomycetes, Pleosporales, Pleosporaceae. Gene Ontology annotation, molecular function: structural constituent of ribosome; RNA binding. Bases 55 to 540 code for a protein of 161 amino acids. The record is from RefSeq and is a predicted model, not a curated record.